AUGGCGACGGUGGUGCUGGAACCCGAGUCGGAGCCGUCUUGUAGCCUUCCCGGCGUGGUCCCCCCUUCGCCGAGCCUGUCGCACCGCUUCCUAGACAGCAAAUUUUAUCUGCUGGUCGUGGUGGGCGAGCUGGUCACGGAGGAGCAUCUGAGAAGAGCCAUCAGCAAUAUAGAGCGAGGUAUCCGAUCAUGGGACACAAACCUCAUUGAAUGCAACUUGGAUCAAGAACUUAAACUUUUUGUGUCUCGCCAUUCAGCUCGAUUCUCUCCUGAUGUGAGAGGUCAGAAAAUCCUUCACCACAGAAGUGAAGUUUUAGAAACUGUUGUGUUGAUUAAUCCUUCAGAUGAAGCAGUCAGCACUGAGGUGCGUUUAAUGAUAACAGAUGCUGCACGACAUAAACUUCUGGUACUAACUGGGCAGAACUUUGAAAAUACAGGCGAACUCAUUCUUCAGUCAGGUUCUUUCUCAUUUCAGAAUUUCAUUGAGAUCUUCACAGACCAAGAGAUUGGAGAAUUGUUGAGCACUACUCACCCUGCCAACAAAGCCAGCUUAACACUUUUCUGUCCCGAGGAAGGGGACUGGAAGAAUUCAAACCUUGACAGACACAACCUUCAAGAUUUCAUCAACAUUAAGCUGAAUUCUUCUUCUAUUUUGCCUGAAAUGGAAGGGCUUUCUGAAUUCACAGAAUACUUGUCAGAGUCAGUGGAAGUACCAUCACCAUUUGAUAUUUUGGAGCCGCCAACAUCAGGAGGCUUUCUGAAACUUUCUAAGCCUUGUUGUUACAUUUUCCCUGGCGGAAGAGGAGAUUCAGCACUAUUUGCUGUGAAUGGAUUCAACAUGCUUAUCAAUGGAGGUUCAGAGAGAAAAUCUUGUUUCUGGAAACUCAUCAGACAUUUGGACAGAGUAGAUUCAAUUUUGCUUACUCACAUUGGAGAUGAUAAUUUGCCAGGAAUUAACAGCAUGUUACAACGGAAGAUAGCAGAAUUAGAAGAGGAGCAGUCUCAAGGCUCUACUACCAAUAGCGACUGGAUGAAAAAUCUAAUUUCACCUGAUUUGGGAGUUGUAUUUCUUAAUGUUCCUGAAAGCCUAGGAAAUCCUGAUCCUAAUUUGCAAUUAAAAAGAAGUGUAGAGGAGGCUUGCUUUACAUUGCAAUACUUAAACAAGCUAUCCAUGAAACCAGAACCUCUCUUUAGAAAUAUAGCAAACAACACUGAACCCAUUAUCCUUUUUCAAAAAAUGGGUGUAGGGAAACUGGAAAUGUAUGUGCUUAACCCAGUCAAAAACAGCAAAGAAAUGCAAUAUUUCAUGCAGCAGUGGACAGGUACGAACAAAGAUAAAACUGAACUAGUGUUACCAAAUGGUCAACAAAUAGACAUCCCAGUUUCCUACUUGACUUCGAUCUCAUCUUUGAUUGUGUGGCAUCCUGCAAACCCUGCUGAAAAAAUUAUCAGAGUUCUUUUCCCAGGGAACAGUACACAAUAUGGCAUAUUAGAUGGCCUAGAGAAGCUCAAACAUUUGGACUUCCUUAAACAACCAAUAGUGACACAAAAAGACUUAAGUGGUAACCUGGCAAGUCCAGCAGUAAAGCAGACAAAACUGAAGCAGAGAACAGAUAGUAAAGAAAGUCUCAAGCCAGUCACUAAAACGCUGUCCACAAAGACUGUCAGAAAAGAAUCAAGAGAGGAGGCAACUGACACAGGGAAAUCUAGCCCACCAGAAAAGGCUCAAAAAGUAGAAAAUAAACCUGUCAUAAAAAAGGAUAAACCGGCAAAAAGUGAAAGUAGGCUCUCUGUGACUGAAAAAGAUCUAACAGCAAAGGAGCAACAAAUUGUGAAAUCUGAAACUGUUGAAAAGCAAGCCACUGAUGUGAAACCAAAAGUAAUAAAGGAGAAGCAUGUGAAAAAGGAAGUGAAAGUAAAAUCUGAGGAAAAACAAGAGGAGAAAGAAAAGUCAAAGAAAGAGGUGCCCAAGAAGGAGGAAAAAUCCCAGACCAAGAAAGAAGAAAAGCCUAAAAAGGAUGAUUUGAAGAAAGAAAUAAAGAAAGAAUCUAAAAAAGAGCCAAAGAAAGAAGCUGCUCCAAAAGAACCCAAAAAAGAAGAGAAAAAGGAAGCGAAAAAGGAAGAAAAGAGAGAAAUCAAGAAGCUUCCUAAGGAGAUGAAGAAAACCUCUGCUGCUUUGCCUGAAUCAAAGAAGGUUGCAGCAAAGCCAAAACCACAGAAGAGGGAAGAACCCAUCAAAAAAGAAAGUGGACUUGCUGGGAAACCCAAAGAAAAAGUUAAAAGCAAGCCAGUGAAGAAAGAUCUCAAAGUGGCUGAAACAUCAGCUGCAGCUGUGACUGUUUUGGGAGCUGGGGCUGCAACAGUGGCAGCUGCAAGCCUAGCAGCCAGUGGGAAAGAACUUGAAGUUGAGAGAUCGCUUAUGUCCUCACCAGAAGACUUAACGAAAGAUUUUGAAGAACUAAAAGCGGAAGAAGUUGAAGUAGUGAAGGAAACAAAGCUUCAGGACGAUAAAGUUAAUAAUGAAAGCCAGCUAACUGACAUAGAACAAAAGGAAGAUUACACAGUUAAAAAAGAAAAAAUUGAAGGUCCAACUUAUUCCCCUGAUGAAGAUAUCACCGCUGCAGAACCUGAGGGAGAAUGUGAACAAACUCCUGAAGAGCUGGAAUCUGUGGAAAAGGACAAGGUUGGUGACAGUGAAAAAUUUGAGGAGGAAGGAGCAGGAUUUGAAGAAUCUUCUGAGGCAGGUGAUUAUGAAGAAAAGGCUGAGACUGAAGAGGCAGAAAUACAAAGGGACAAUGAGGAAGAAAAAUUGCCAGCAAGUUUCAAAAAGCAAGAAAGCAUAAAGGAUAUCAUUGACACAGGAGAGAUUGAAAAAGAAAUGAUAGAAGCCCCUGAAAAUGAAAAAAUGAAAGGGUUAAUGUAUGGUAAAAAUGCAGAAUUUAGAAUGGAAUAUGAAGACCAUUAUGAAGAAAUUGUAGAUGAAACAACAGUUGAAAAGGCAGAAACAGAAGAUACUGAGGAAGAAAUUGAAGAAGACAAAACCGAGGAGGUCAAAGAUGAAGAGGAAACUGAAAAAAUACAAGCUGGAGAGGAUUACGUCAUGGCUGUAGUAGACAAAGCAGCUGAAGCUGCUGAAAUGGAUGAUAAAUACGGUUUGUCUAUAACUACUCCAACUAAAUUGUCAGAAUCUCCAUCUCCAGCAAAGGAACCAGCAUCUUCAAUCCAUGAUGAAACUCUACCUGGUGGGUCAGAAAGUGAAGCAACUGUUUCAGAUGAAGAAAACAGAGAAGACCAGCCUGAGGAAUUCACUGCUACUUCAGGUUAUACCCAAUCCACUAUUGAAAUAUCCAGUGAGCCAACCCCAAUGGAUGGAAUGUCAACUCCAAGAGAUAUAAUGAGUGAUGAAACAAAUAAUGAAGAAAGUGAAUCUCCUUCCCAAGAAUAUGUUAACAUUACUAAGUAUGAGUCAGCACUAUAUUCUCAAGAUUUUGCUAGACCUAAAAUUGCUCCUCUUCCUGAUGCUUUUAAUGGAUUAUCUGAAGGAUCAAAAACAGAUGCUACUGAAGGCAAAGACUAUAAUGUUUCAGCUUCUACCAUUUCACCACCUUCUUCAUUAGAGGAAGAUAAAUUUAACAAAUCUUCCUUCCAGGAUCUGUAUCAUUUUCGGGAAAAUGAAUUCAAAACUAUUAAUAGAUUAGAAAUUUCAGAAACUUGGGAUGAGAAGAUAGAUGAAAGUCCAGCCCCACUAUCACCAGUUGCUAAAACACCUCUUAGUGAACGUAGUGUGAACUUUUCCCUAACUCCCAAUGAGAUUAAAAUAUCAACUGAGCCUGUAUCUCUCACAAUACUGCCAGAAAAACGUCACGAAACCCAGGAAGAGCAGUGCCCCAGCCCUGAUGAUAAAACAUUAGAAGUGGUAUCUCCUUCACAAUCAGCUGCUGGAAGUGCUGGUCACACACCUUAUUAUCAGUCUCCCACUGAUGAAAAGUCAAACCAACUUCCAACUGAGAUUCCUGGAAAGACAACUGAAGUACCAAUCAGUGUUGAAGUUAGUGAUGCCAAAGACAAUGUUGCAAAACACAGAAUAAGCCCAAUGGAUGAACCAGUACCUGAUUCUGAAUCGCCUUUUGAGAAAGUGCUUUCACCUUUACGAAGUCCACCGCUUAUUGGUACAGAAUCUUCUUAUGACACAUUUUUAAGUGCUGAUAUUAAAUCUCUCAAAGAAACUGAAACCACCUUUGAAAAGAAAAGUGAAACAAAUGAUUCUGUGUUGCAGAAGAGCUCAGUCUCUGAAUUUGCUUCAACAAACAUUUUCCAAGACCAGCAGGAUGAAAAAGAUUUGGAGCUGACACCUCCAAAAUCAGACAUUUUUCUAGAAAAGAAAAGGGAUGAUUUAGAAACUUCAGAGAUUCAGUCUGCAUUAGUUUUGGAUGAGAGGAAGCUGGCAGAGGUUUCUCCUACUCAGGUGGAUGUUGGUCAUUUAGGCUAUUUCAAAGAGGACACUAAAAUGUCAAUAUCUGAAAGUACUCUGUCUGAUAAAUCUGCAACCCCGGUUGAUGAAGUUGUAGCAGAAGAUACUUAUUCACAUAUUGAAGGAGUUGCAUCUGUUUCUACAGCUUCUGUUGCUACUAGUUCAUUCCCAGAACCAACCACUGAUGAUGUAUCUCCUUCAUUACAUGCUGAGGUUGGAUCUCCUCACUCUACUGAAGUUGAUGAUUCUCUUUCUGUGUCUGUUGUACAAACACCAACUACAUUUCAAGAAACAGAAAUGUCUCCAUCGAAAGAAGAUUGUCCAAGACCAAUGUCUAUUUCUCCACCAGACUUUUCUCCUAAAACAGCAAAGUCAAGGACUCCAAUACUAGAUCACAGAUCUCCUGAACAAUCAACUAUGUCAGUAGAAUUUGGACAAGAUUCACCUGAACAGUCUUUGGCCAUGGAUUUUAGCAGACAGUCACCUGAGCAACCCAUAGUAGGUGCUGCUGUGCACCAUAUAUCUGAAAAUGGUCCCACAGAAGUUGAUUUUAGCCCUUCAGAGAUGCAAGAAUAUGGAUUUCCAAAUAAAAUAUCGCCAGUGGAACAAGUAUGUUUUAGCCACGAGAAGGAUAUUUCAGAGAUUAUUUCAGUUUCUCAGAUAGAGGCUUCGCCUUCACCUUCCACUUCCUCUGUUCAUACACCUUCACAGGCAAGUUCUCCCCUGCAAGAAGAAAUUUUAUCUGCUGUUACACAGCCUAGUGAUAUGCCAAUACAUUCUACAUUUCCAUCAGAAAAAAUGCAAAGCUUAGGAGAGAAACUCUCACCAAAGUCUGAUUUAUCUUCAUUGACACCACGGGAAUCUUCUCCUUUAUAUUCACCUAGCUUUUCAGAUUCACCACCCAUAAUGAAAGAAACAAUGGCUGCUUCUCAGUCAUCUCUAUUAUCGCUGCACGUAUCCCCAGACAAAUUGUUUGGCUAUCAUACAUCAAUAGUUCAAGACCCUGAGACAAAACAUGGUCAAGCGCUUCUAGUAUCUAAGGAUCAGGAAGAUACAGAAGAAACAUCCAUAUCACCAGAACCACUUAUUUACUCUUAUAAGGAAACUGGAAAAAGCACUAGGUCACCUGAGGCUGUUAGCUAUUCCUAUGAAAAAACAGAGGAAGUCAUUGAAUCCCCUGAAACUUUUGAUUACAGCUAUGCUGCAAAAGAAAUCACCAGAUCAAUAGAGGCAGAUAAUUAUUCCUAUGAGAAAACAGAAAAAAGCACCAAGUCACCAGAAGCCCUUGAUUAUUCUUAUGAAAAAUCCACCAAACCAUCAGAGUCUGUCCAUUAUUCUUUUGAGUCCACAGAGAAAGCUACCAAAUCACCUGACAUUUCAAGUUAUCGCUAUGAGAAUGAUAAAUACUUUGUUUUAGAAAAAUCUGAAAUCCGUCAAGAUGUUGAUUUAUGUCUUGUCUCAUCCUGUGAAUACAAGCAUCCCAAAACAGAACUGUCGCCUUCUUUUAUAAAUCCUAAUCCCUUAGAAUGGUUUGCAAGUGAAGAACAAUCUCAAGACCAAGAAAAGCUGUUAAUUCAGUCAGGAGGUGCUCCACCACCCUCUGGAGGAAAACAGCAAGCUCGCCUGUGUGGUGAAACCCCCCCAACUUCUGUAAGUGAAUCUGCUCCGUCACAGACCGACUCAGAUGUACCCCCUGAAACAGAAGAGUGUCCUUCUAUUACAGCAGAUGCUAACAUUGAUUCAGAAGAUGAAUCUGAAACGAUACCAACAGAUAAAACAAUUACGUAUGAACACAUUGAUCCUCCCCCAGUCCCUGUUCAAGAUCGCAGCCCUUCACCUAGGCACCCAGAUGUCUCCAUGGUAGAUCCAGAGACAUUGCCUAUUGACCAGAACCUAGGGAAGCCUUUGAAAAAGGAUCUGAAAGAAAAAACAAAAACAAAAAAGCAGGGGACUAAGACCAAAUCUUCCUCUCCUGCCAAGAAGAGUGAUAGCAAACCUAAGCAAGUGGCUUCUCCAAAACCUGCUGGCUUGAAGGAAUCAUUGGAUAAAGUUUCCAGAACAGCUUCUCCAAAGAAGAAAGAGUCUGUGGAGAAAGCUGCCAAAAAUAUCUCUACUCCAGAGAUAAAAUCAUCUCAUAAUGAAGAGAAAGAUAAGGAAACUAAGAAUGCAGCGAAUUCUACAACAUCAAAGUCAGCAAAAACUACAACCUCAGGAUCUGGAAAUGGGAAACCAACAAAAUCUAUAGCUGUGCCUCCAGGACCUCCUAUGUAUUUGGACCUGGUGUAUAUUCCCAACCACAGCAAUAGCAAGAAUGUUGAUAUAGAAUUUUUCAAGAGGGUGAGAUCAUCCUAUUAUGUUGUGAGUGGGAAUGAUCCUGCUGCUGAAGAACCAAGCAGGGCUGUCUUGGAUUCUCUGUUGGAAGGCAAAGCUCAGUGGGGAAGCAAUAUGCAGGUGACAUUAAUCCCAACGCAUGAUUCAGAAGUGAUGAGGGAAUGGUACCAAGAGACCCACGAGAAACAACAGGAUCUUAACAUCAUGGUUUUGGCAAGCAGUAGCACCGUUGUUAUGCAAGACGAAUCUUUCCCUGCAUGCAAGAUUGAACUGUAAAAAAAAAAAAAAAAGCAAUGCAUUUCAACUUUAAACUUUGUUUCCAGAAAUUCUUCAAUUUGAAAAUACUUUUUCUAAAAAUAUAAUCCAUUUAAUUCAGCUGCUGAACUAUAUAUACCUGCCAAAUGCUAUACUGUAUCAGAGUGAUGCAAGUCACUAUUUUUUUUUCAGUCUUUGCUAAUUGCUAAGGGAAAUAACAGUAUUCCCACCAUAGGGUUCAAAUUACUGCAAAACCUGCAGAUUCAGGUUCAUCUUCAUUGAACACUUAGGAAACCAUGCACUAGCAAACACUGCUGACUUCUGCCAGGCUGGGGGCAUUUGCUCUUGGAAGAAACAGAGAGUAAAGGUGGAGAGAGAGGAGG
Protobothrops mucrosquamatus (brown spotted pit viper) is the source of this 7439-nucleotide messenger RNA. It is a transcript of the gene MAP1B, whose product is annotated as microtubule associated protein 1B. The transcript has 7 exons. The coding region runs from base 1 to 7077 and encodes 2358 amino acids. Lineage: Eukaryota; Metazoa; Chordata; Lepidosauria; Squamata; Viperidae. Gene Ontology annotation, biological process: axonogenesis; regulation of microtubule depolymerization; dendrite development. Gene Ontology annotation, cellular component: microtubule; cytosol; dendrite. The record is from RefSeq and is a predicted model, not a curated record. Gene Ontology annotation, molecular function: actin binding; microtubule binding.